This is a messenger RNA of Pararge aegeria (speckled wood butterfly), 2870 nucleotides long. Its product is annotated as nucleolar MIF4G domain-containing protein 1 homolog. Gene Ontology annotation, biological process: ribosomal small subunit biogenesis. Lineage: Eukaryota; Metazoa; Arthropoda; Insecta; Lepidoptera; Nymphalidae. The coding region runs from base 99 to 2849 and encodes 916 amino acids. Gene Ontology annotation, molecular function: protein binding; RNA binding. The record is from RefSeq and is a predicted model, not a curated record. Gene Ontology annotation, cellular component: nucleolus. The transcript has 12 exons.
GUCAUUUUCAUGUGUUUACUGUAACCUCAAAAAUUUGUUAUUAUUAUAUUUUUAAUUUUUUAUUACAAUCAUUUGAUGAGAAUUUUCUAUACUGUAUAAUGAAGAAAGUUAAAUCAGCCAACAGGCCAAAAUUUCCAAAUACACGCAAAACUCUACGUAAGGAGAAAAGGAAGCAAAAAAAAGUUAAUCGGCAAGAUCAUUAUUUAAGAAAGAAAACUGAAUCCAUUCAACCUAAAUACGUUGCAGGAAAGUUCGUUAAACGACCAACUGAUAGCCCAGUCCACAAUGAUGAACCAAAGAAUAAAAAACCCAAAGCAAAUGUUGAAACCACUCAAGAUAUUCUAUUAAGGCAGCUAAACAGAGAAAGAAAUGAAGCCAAUAAGCUCAAAUCACAGAUGAAUGAUCAAAGGAAGAAAAUAAUGAUUGAAGCGAAUGAGAAUGAAGAUAAGGUGAUCAAAAAACUAGAAAAACAACUAAAGCUUAAUAAAUCUAAGAACAAGAAUAAUUAUUUUGCUGACGAUGGUCUUGAUUAUUUACUCGAAAUCUGUGAUAGGGCAACAUCAGAGCAGAUUGUAGCUGCAGAAAAACAUUUAGCUGAUGUAGAGCAUGACUCAGACUUUGAAGAAGAUUUGGCUGUAGUUACUGGUAAAGAAUUGCCCACAAAGAAUAAAAAAGACAAAAAACUAAAACAUAAAGAUAUAUCUGAAAACGAUUCUGAAGAUAGCAUUGAUUCAGAUGGUGAUGAAAUAGAUUUUGAUGAAGACGAUAAUGCUUAUUCAGAUAGUGGUGAAAGUCACCCAGAUAAUGAUGAAAGUGAAAUAAGUGAUGAUGAUGAUAAUGAAAGUGAAAAUAGUGAACUAGAUGACAACAAAGUAGAGAAUAAAACGAAUAAAAAAUCAAUAACUAAUAAUAAAAAAAUUAAAGAUGUUAUAAAUAAUUUUAACCAGAGUGAGUUAAGUGACAAUAGUAUUGAUAAAAGUGAAAACAGUAAAUUGGAUUUUAAUGAAGAAGUUCAUACCAAAAAACCUAAUAAUAAGCAAUCCAGUAAAGAAAAAACAUCUAAAGCACAGUCAAAGUUUGUUAAAGAAAGAAUUAUUUCCGAAGAUGACAUUAGUAAAGUAUUCAGCGAUGACGAAGUUUCCAAUUUGUCGGGAGAUGAAGAUUUUUCUGAAGAUGGCAACAAUGAAAGUUCUGAAUUGAUAGAGAAGGAAAAACCAGAUGUUUGGGAAGAUAUUUAUGGACGGAAAAGGGACAAAGAAGGGAAUAUAAUAAAGGAAGAAAAAGGAAUAUACAUUCCGCCACAUUUAAGGGAUAAGGAUUCUGCGUCAGACAAGGAACUGGCACAGAUCAAACGUCAAAUUAAGAGUGUCCUCAACAAGCUAGCCGGUACAAACCUCCACUGGGCUUGCACAUCAAUAGAGAGCCUGUACUCCAGCAGCAGUAGGAACUCUGUGAACACCGCUCUCACACAGCUGUGGCUGGACGCUACAGUGGGCCCGUCCCUUACCCCAGACAGAAUGCUCGCGGAACAUGCCGCGCUCAUAGCGGUGUUACACGCCAACGUCGGCUCGGAAAUAGGUGCCCAUUUCCUAGAAGUGCUAUCAAGGAAGUUUGACGCCAUGAUGGAAACUCCGCAACCGGUAGUGAAUAAAACUUUAGACAACCUUGUGGCGUGUCUGGCGCUUUUGUAUAGUUUUAAGAUAUACCACGCAUCAUUGCUCUACGACAUCCUAACACGUUUAGUUGAUGAGUUGAGCGAGAAGAACAUAGACUGUGUGCUGACGGCCUUGAGAAAUGUGGGAGGAGUCUUAAGGAAGGAGGAGCCAGCGGCGCUCAAGACGUUUAUCCACGACACCCAAACUAAGAUCACUAAGUUGAAUCAGAAUGCCGAAACCGGGUCUCGGAUAAAAUUCCUGCUGGAAGUGCUACUGGCGGUGAAGAACAAUAACCUGAACAAGAUCCCCAACUACGACCCCUCGUACGUGGAACACCUAAAGAAGUUGAGUCGAGGCGUCGUGCGGCGCGGGAACUAUGUCACCACCCUCAACAUAAGGCUGGAAGACUUGUUGAAAGCUCACGAAAGGGGCAAGUGGUGGGUGGUGGGGUCCGCGUGGGAGGGCAAUCGCGUCCAAGAGGACAAGCCGACGGUCAAGCUGCCACCGACCAUUGACCAGAAGCUGUUGGAGUUGGCGCGCCGACAGCGCAUGAACACCGACGUGCGGAGAAGCAUAUUCUGCGUCAUCAUGGCCGCUGAGGACUACAUGGACGCGUUCGAGAAACUUCAACACCUGGGGCUCAAGGGCCAGCAGGAAAGGGAAGUUGUGCACGUGUUGUUGGCGUGCUGCCUGCAGGAGGCCGCGUACAACCCGUACUACGCGGUGCUCGCGCAGAAACUCUGCGACUACGACCGGAAGUACCAGUUGUCAAUACAAUAUACCAUCUGGGACAAAAUAAAGGAGUUAGAUUCACUCUCCAAGCACGGCGUGGCCAACUUGGCGCAGUUCCUGAUCCACCUCAUCAUGGGGAAAGCGUUAGCGCUCUCAGUUCUGAAGAUAAUCCAAUUCUCCGAUCUGAACAAAACGAUUGUGAGAUUCAUGCGUCAAAUCCUACUCGCUAUAAUCAUGAACGCGGACCUCACAGCGUCGCUGGAAGUAUUCCAUAGAAUAUCCAAACCUCCCAAACUGCAUAUGUUCAGAGAAAGUCUGCGAUUGUUCAUACAACACUUCCUGAUCAAGAAUGCGGGGAGGAAAACUACCGUUCUGAACGACGAAGAGAUGGCAACACUGAAGGAAAGGGCGAUAGAAGUAGAUAGGAUAUUAACUUUGUACGAAAAUAAGUUGCAACUCUGAUUAUAUGUUUAUUUUUCGUUA